Molecule: messenger RNA, 1170 nt
Organism: Micromonas pusilla CCMP1545
Lineage: Eukaryota; Viridiplantae; Chlorophyta; Mamiellophyceae; Mamiellales; Mamiellaceae
Product: Drug/Metabolite transporter superfamily
Exons: 1
Coding region: 1-1170 (389 amino acids)
Cellular component (GO): membrane
Source: RefSeq, a predicted model, not a curated record
AUGCCGUCUCCCUCGACCGGCGACGCCGCGGUCGGCGUCCUCGCGGCCGCGGCGACGCCGCUCCUCGGCGCGAUCGGGCUGUUCGCGUGGAGCAGGGCGUGGACGGGAACCGCGUUCGCGCUCAACCUCGUGAAGUGCUCCGUCGGGACGCUCGGGUUCGCACUGAUGGGAAUGCUCACGACUGUCGACGCCGGGUGGCUCGCGGGCGCGACGCCGACCGCGGUGACGUGGCUCGUGAUGUCCUCCCUCCUCGGCAUCGUCGUCGGGGAUAAUUUGUGGCUGCACGCGUUGCGCGUCAUCGGCGCGAGGCGCGUCAUCCUCGUCGGCAUCCUCCAGCCGUUCGUCGCGCUCAUCUUGGCGCGCGCGGUGCUGCGCGAGCCCGUGAGCGCGGCGACGAUCGCGGGGAUGGCGGUGACGUUGAUCGGGGUGUUGACCGUGUCGUUGGAGAAGGACGACGCGACCGGCGGCGGGGACGACGGCGACGACGGCGACGGCGGCGACGGCGAGGGGGGCCCGGCGGAGGUGGAGCUUCCGGAGAUGGGCGGCGCGUCGGCGGCGGCGGCGGUCGCGGAGGACGCGACGGCUUCCACCGCGACGGCGUUUUCGGCGGCGGCUGCGGCGAGGUCGCGCGGGUACGCCGCCGCGGCGUUGAACGUCGUCUUCGACACUUUGGGCACGGUGCUCACGAAGCGGCACGGAGCUUCGAUGAACACGUGGGAGAUCAACUUCAUUCGCUUCGGGUUCGCGGCGGUUUCGCUCGCGUGCGUCGCCGGCGUCAGAGCCGCGGUCGCGCGUCGCGGGAGUGACGCCAGUAACGCCGCGUACGCGCGCGUUAACGAUGAUGAUGAAGAGGGCGGCGGCGGCGGGGGUGGUGGUGGUGAUACUUUGAAAGAGGUGACGGCGCCGUUCUUUCUGCCGUCGCUGACGCGCGACGCGUGGGCGUUGGUUUUACUCGGCGUGGGCUUCACGACGUUUCUCGCCCCCGGCCUCGGCAACUACGCGCUGUUCCGCGUCCCGUCGCUCGCGGUGUUCAGCACGCUGAUGUGCGUCGGGCCGCUGUACUCGUUGCCGUUGGGGUGGUACGUCAAGGGCGAGAGAGUCACGUGGCGGGCGGUGGGGGGGUCGUUCGUCGCCGUCGUCGGGUGCAUGCCGAUGAUUUGGGGGUUGUGA